AGGAUCAGAGAGACGACAUGCCGCUGAAGAGAGAAGAUACUGAGCGCGCUCUGCAGGUGAUGGAAGCCUGUCAGGCUGGAGCCGCUGAUGGGGUCAAAGGUCGAGCAGAGAAGCUGCUCAACAUCUUCCAGAGUGACCUGUUCCAGGCUCUGCUGGACAUCCAGGAGUUUUACGAGCUGACAGUGUGUGAGAACCAGACGACGGACCAACCACACACACCUGUACAGAAGUACCGUUACCAAGACGAUGAGACUCCACCUGUUGAUCCCAGCCCCGGUCACAUGACCCAAGGACGCAGCGUUGAGCUGAGCCACGCACACCUGGACGGAUACACACACCCUGCUGCAAUCACAAUGAACGGGUCAGAGGGAGAGCUGGAGUACGAGGAGAUCACACUGGAGAGGCAGAUGGUCCAAAGAGCUGCAGGAGAAGAAGAAGGAGGAGGAGCAGGAGGAUUAGAUUCAGUCUUGUUAGAGGACAGGAAGGUGAAGCUCAUCUCUGUGGACGUCUUCAGCCAACAGCUCGCUGCUUCCUGCGGUCAUGUGGACAGCAGCUAUGAUGGUGACACCAUCACAGGAAGUGGAGCAGAAACAUCUCCUCUGCUCUAUUCACUCCCAGAUUUGAUUUAUGAGCUCACUGAGCAAAUGGGCCAGGUGGGGGCUCAUCCGGGAUCCACAUACAGGAAGACCCAGGGCAACUCUGGUUUGGGCUUCAGCAUCGCGGGAGGAACCGACAAUCCUCACAUCGGAGACGACCCCUCCAUCUUCAUCACCAAGAUCAUCCCCGGAGGAGCCGCUGCCCAGGACGGACGCCUCAGGGUGAACGACAGCAUCGUAUUUGUCAACGAUGUGGACGUCCGGGAGGUCACUCACUCCAUCGCUGUGGAGGCGCUGAAGGAGGCGGGGCCUGUUGUCAGGCUGUACGUGCUGCGGAGACGCCCACCGAGCGAACGCAUCACACAGAUCAAACUGAUGAAAGGACCCAAAGGUCUGGGCUUCAGUAUAGCGGGCGGCGUGGGGAACCAGCACGUCCCUGGAGACAACAGCAUCUACGUCACCAAGAUCAUCGAGGGCGGGGCGGCACACCGUGACGGGCGGCUGCAGAUCGGAGACAAAAUCCUGGCGGUCAACCACAUGUCUCUGGAGGACGUCCUGCACGAAGACGCAGUGUCGGCCCUGAAGAACACAGGAGAGGUGGUCUACCUGAAGGUGGCCACGCCCACCUCGCAGUACAUCCACCCAAUUGAUCGAUACAGCCCCCCCGACCUGACCAGCUCCUACAUGGAGCCGGACUACAUGUGUGAUUACCCACAAGCCCUUCCUCCUCCGUCACCACGACGAUACUCCCCGAUCCCCCGCGGCAUGAUGGGAGAGGACGAGUACUCGAGGGAGCCUCGCAGGGUGUGCGUGCAGCGCGGCUCCACCGGCCUGGGCUUCAACAUCGUGGGCGGAGAGGACGGAGAGGGCAUCUUCAUCUCCUUCAUCCUCGCAGGAGGCCCAGCAGACCUGAGCGGGGAGCUCCGCAAGGGAGACCAGAUCCUCAGUGUGAACGGGGUGGACCUCAGGUAUGCCACACAUGAGCAGGCAGCAGCAGCUCUGAAGAACGCCGGGCAGACUGUUACCAUAGUAGCACAGUACAGACCUGAGGAGUACAGUCGCUUCGAGGCAAAGAUCCACGACCUGAGGGAGCAGAUGAUGAACAGCUCGUCCGGCAGUCUGAGGAACAGCCGCACCUUCUACAUCAGGGCGCUCUUCGACUACGAUAAGCAGUGGGACUGCGGUGUGCUGUCUCAGGCGCUGGACUUUAACUUUGGCGAGGUCUUCCACGUGAUCGACAGCGCCGACGACGAGUGGUGGCAGGCACGCAGGGUCAACCAGCAGGGGGAGCUGGAGGAGCUGGGCUACAUCCCCUCCAAGCACAGAGUGGAGAGGAAGGAGUGGUCACGGAUGAAGAGCAAAGGUAGAGAAGGCUUCGUUCACAGCUACGAGCUCAUCACUCAGAUUGAAGUGGACUACGCCCGCCCCAUCAUCAUCCUGGGACCCACCAAAGACCGCGUCAACGACGACCUGCUGUCCGAGUUCCCCGACAAGUUCGGCUCCUGCGUUCCCCAUACGACUCGCCCUCGCAGGGACUACGAGGUGGAUGGGCGGGACUACCACUUUGUGGCGUCACGGGAACAGAUGGAGCGGGACAUCCAGUCGCACCGCUUCAUCGAGGCGGGGCAGUACAACAACCACCUGUACGGGACGUCGGUGCAGAGUGUGCGACAGGUGGCCGAGCAGGGGAAGCACUGCAUCCUGGAUGUGUCGGCCAACGCCGUGAGGAGGCUGCAGGCGGCACAGCUCCACCCCAUCGCUAUCUUCAUCCGACCGCGGUCGCUGGAGAACAUCCUAGACUUGAACAAGCGCCUGUCGGAGGAGCAGGCGAGGAAAGCUCUGGAUCGAGCCAUCAAGCUGGAGCAGGACUUCCUGGAGUGCUUCACAGCCAUCGUGCACGGCGACAGCUUCGAGGAAGUCUACCACCACGUCAAAGUGGUCAUCGAGGAGCAGAGCGGACCCUACAUCUGGGUCCCCGCACGCGACAGGCUCUGAUUGGCCGACCGUCUUCACGGGAACUGCUGUUAAUGUCACGCCCAGGCUCCUCCCCUCCCUCCAGCGGGUUUUUGAUUUCUUCUCUGGCAGGGUGACGGGCGCACUGAUGGAUCAGGAUGUUUUUAAUCUGAGACGAGGACUCACAGCUGAUUGGUUUAUUAUCAGUACAUAAUGAAUCAGAGCCUGUAGAGCUGGUACUGAAGUAUUUAUAUCAUGCUAUUUAUUUAUUUAUCUAUUUAUUGGUUUGUGUGAUGUGAAGAUGGUGUGUGUGUGUGUGUGUAGUGUACAUACAGACUUGUGUGACUGUAAAUAAACGAUGGGGCUCAAACACACAGUCUAUUUCAGGGCUUAAAGUAUCAAACAACCACUGGACUACAACACCCACAAUCCUCCUCUGCCUGCACCUCUACACCCCGACAUGCUCCCUUUCCACACUUCAUCUGCUACUGUCCUCCUCUGCCUGGACUACAACUCCUCAAACCACCCUUUUUUUGGACUACAACUCCUCAAACCACCCUUUGUUUGGACUACAACCCCUCAAACCACCCUUUGUUUGGACUACAACUCCUCAAACCACCCUUUUUUUGGACUACAACUCCUCAAACCACCCUUUGUUUGGACUACAACUCCUCAAACCACCCUUUUUUUGGACUACAACUCCUUAAACUGCACUGUGUUUGGACUACAACUCCUCAAACCACCCUUUUUUUGGACUACAACUCCUUAAACUGCACUGUGUUUGGACUACAACUCCUCAAACCACCCUUUGUUUAGACUACAACUCCUUGGACUACAACUCCCUGUCUUUCUUUCUGCUUCCACUGAACCACCCACAGUCCUCCUUGGUUUUGACUGCACCAACUUUAUGCUGGACCACAUGACCCAUAAUCCUCCUCUGUCUUGACCUAAACGCACACAAUCCUUCUUGGCUGAACACUGAACAGCCCUCAUAUGGACUACAGCUCCCAUAAUCCCGUCCUGAUGGACAGUUUGGACUGAAACACUUCCAUUUUUAAGCAAAAACGUCUGGACUGCAGCACCAACACUUCCCAGUUGUGGUGAUGGAUAAACUCCACCCACAAAUGUCUACAGCACAGAAGGACUACAUUACCCACAAGUCUCAGCUGAUCCAGGCCAGACAUGCUGGCUGUGGGUGUGUGCUUGACUACAAUACCCAUGAUUCCCUGCUCAGAUGGCAGGGUGGAGACUGUGAAACUAACCUGCUGAGGGGAAGGCGGAGCUAAAGCUUGAGGUUGGGGUAGCGUGAGGGGGCGGGGCAUGUGUCCCGCUCACAGGACUCUGUUACCCACAGUGCUUUGGGUGUAGAUGGGUUCCAGCGGGGUUUCCCAGACUGAAUAUCAGGGUCGUGUGAAUAAUAAUAAUUAUUUUAAUGAAAGUAAUCCUACUUAUAGAUGAUGUAAUAUCAUCACACACACGUGCACUCAGCGGGGUCACCUGAGGUCACGUUAGUUUGUGAGCACUGACAGAAACACUGAUGUAUCAUUAAAUCUGAGUAUUGAUUAGCCUGCCUCACACACACACACUCAUUUAUGCACACGCACACAUACA
Messenger RNA from Oreochromis aureus, 4160 nucleotides. Its product is annotated as disks large homolog 4-like. Bases 18 to 2591 code for a protein of 857 amino acids. Gene Ontology annotation, molecular function: kinase binding. Lineage: Eukaryota; Metazoa; Chordata; Actinopteri; Cichliformes; Cichlidae. The record is from RefSeq and is a predicted model, not a curated record. Gene Ontology annotation, biological process: postsynaptic neurotransmitter receptor diffusion trapping; AMPA glutamate receptor clustering; chemical synaptic transmission. Gene Ontology annotation, cellular component: neuromuscular junction; neuron projection; postsynaptic density membrane. The transcript is spliced from 22 exons.